UAUAAUGCAUUUUUUUAAAAGUUUGUUUAUUCAUUUUGAGAGAGAAUGUGAGCAGAUGAGAGAUGAGAGAGUGAGAGAAUGAGAGAGAAUCCCAAGCAGUCUCCGCACUGCCAGUGUGGAGCCUGACAUGGGCCUUGAACUGAACCUGUGCGGGGCUUGACCAUGGGAUCAUGACCUGAGCCAAAUCCAGGUUUGAUGCUCAACCACUGAGCCACCCAUGCGCCCCAGGUCUAAUGCCUUUUUUGAUUAAACUAAGUGUCACAAUGUCUCACUGACCAGUGUUCCUAACACAGAGCUAAGAUUCUUACCCUCUGUGUUCUCAUGGUACCCGAGGGUGUAUGUAUAUGAUGUUAAUUGUAUUUAUUUCUUUACUUGACUGUGUGAUAUUUUAUUCUGAGCUGCCCAAGAGUAGCUUUUUAGGUAAUUCAAAGAGAUCUUCAGUGACUUGUAGUAUAUUCAACAAAUGAAUGAAUGAGUGAAUAAUUAGCAUGGUAUUGCCAGAAUAAUGAUCCUUUUAAAGUACCCCUAACUAAUCCCCUUGAAAGAUGGUAGAAUUUGAUUUUCAUAUAUAUACAAUGUAUAUUUUUAUUCACUACUACAGAUAAACAAAGAGGCAUAAAAUGGUCAAGGCAAACUUGACAGUCAUUUCCAAUUUUAUUUUCCUGGGGUUUACUCGUUACCCCAAAGUUGAGGUCAUCAUAUUUGUGCUGUGCUUGCUGAUGUACCUGAUCACCCUGCUGGGUAAUAUCAUUCUGAUGUCCAUCACCAUCCUGGAUUCCCACCUACACAAACCCGUGUACUUCUUCCUCAGCAACCUCUCCUUUUUAGACAUCUGGUACACCUCUUCUGCUCUCACUCCAAUGCUGACAAACUUUGUUUCAGGGAAAAACACCAUCUCAUUCUCAGGAUGUGCCACUCAGAUGUACUUUUCUCUUGCCAUGGGCUCCACUGAGUGUGUGCUCCUGUCCACGAUGGCGUAUGACCGGUAUGUGGCCAUCUGCAACCCUCUGAGAUACCCCAUCAUCAUGAACAAGAGGGCUUGUGUGCAGAUUGCCGCUGGCUCCUGGAUGACAGGCUGCCUCACCGCCCUGGUGGAAACAGUAUCUGUGCUGCAGCUGUCUGUCUGUGGAAGUAGCAUCAUCAAUCACUUCACUUGUGAAAUUCUGGCUGUCUUGAAACUAGUUUGUGUGGAUACUUCCAGGGUGCAGUUGAUCAUGCUGGUGAUCAGCGUACUUCUUCUUCCUAUGCCGAUGCUCCUCAUUUGUGUCUCUUACGCAUUCAUUCUCUCCAACAUCCUGAGAAUCAGCUCAGUGGAUGGUGGAAGCAAAGCCUUUUCAACAUGCGCAGCCCACCUGACUGUGGUGGUUUUGUUCUAUGGGACAGCUCUCUCCAUGUACCUGAAGCCCUCUGCUGUAGAUUCACAGGAAAUAGACAAAUUUAUGGCUUUGGUAUAUGCUGGAUUAACCCCCAUGUUGAAUCCUAUCAUUUAUAGUUUACGGAACAAAGAGGUAAAAGUAGCUGUGAAAAAAUUGCUGAUUAGGAACCCUCUGUGUGCUUUUUCAAUCCCCCAUAGCAAAUCAUAACAUUAGUCUAAGGGAUGUAUUGACGUGUUCAAUACGCACCAGAACAUUGGACUAAGAGGGGAAGACACUCAUUUUAAAUAAGAUGUGUGAUUUCCUAAGUUUCCUCCUUGACUGACUGCUGAAGCUCUAAGAUAAUAUAGACAUAUGUUACAUAAGCAUAUCUGAAAUCUUACAUAAAAAGGGCUCAUGGUGACAAAUUUCAAUAUUUUGUUUUGGGUGAUAGAAUGUAAGUAUAGCUUUAAACAUUAAGUUAGUGUAUUGUUAGUAUUCAAAAUUAUGUGCAUGUAAUAUACAAAUGUAAAAACUAUAGUAGACUUUUUAGAUAGUUUAUUAUUAACCUCUGUUUUAGGCUGAGUUGUGUCCCUGCAAAACUUAUGUUGAAGCUCUAAUCCCCAGUACCUCAGAAUGUAUCUACUUUUGGAGAUAAGGCCUUUAAAGUGGUGAUUAAGUAAAGCGAGGCUAUCAGUGUGGGCCCUCAUACAAUUUGAGUUGUGUCAUUAUGAGAAAAUAUUUAAGAAAUUUAGACACACAUGAGUACACGAGUGUUGCUCACACACAGAAGCAAGGACAUAGCAAGAAAGCGGCUAUCUGAAAGCCAGGGAGAGGCCUCAGAAGAAAUCAAAUCUGCCAACACUUUAAUCUUGGUCUUCUAUCCUCCAGAACUAUGAGCAAGUCAAUUUCUGUUGUUCAGCCAGUCAAGUCUCUGCUAUUUUGUUGUGGUAGCUUUAGGAAACUAGUACAACCUCUUUUUCCGCAUUGCUAAAUUUAAUGGGAGUAAUUGCAUAUUCUAUAAAGUGUGACUAUGUUUUACAUGUGUGGAAAUAUUUGUGCAUGCAGAUGGAUGUGUGUGAUGUGAAUAUAUAUGUACAAAUGGAGAAGGUCUGCACAAAUGUAUACUGAAUAGAAAUGGGGUAGAGGAAUGCUAUUCUGGAAAAAAUAUGAGAGAGUUUAGCAAUUUGUUGUUGGUCUUCGAGUGUUGAUGUUAUUUAGUAAAUUCAAAGAAGCUGCAGGAUGUUUCAGUGAAACUAUGAAGGCCCUUCCCUUUUUUAUUGUGAUAUCCGCUAAGACCUAUAUCCUUUAAUUCAAGGGUGUAAAUGAAGCCAUAAGCAUUUAGAAACAAAAUACAUAAUAUAUUUGUAUUAUAAAAUAUACAGUACCCCAAACCCACUAAAAUGGUGUGAAGUAGUGAAAUACAUGAAUAUAUCUUAUAAUAUAAACCACAAUAUACAAGGAAUUAAAAAAUGUACACUCAUCCGUAUUUGUAACAUUUGUAUGUCCUUUCUGGACCAGAUGACUAAAUGUGAGGUCAGUGUGCAAAACUGCUUUUUAUCAUGAAGCUGUCACCAGAGUCUAUAAAAUUGAUAUGAUGCCCUGGAUCCUGAAAGCAGUCGGAUGAAGAAGAUAGGAUAAAUAUGGGAUUACAGGGCUGUAGGGCUGGAUUUGAUUUCUCAGAUAUGAAUGAACAGUCAUCAAAGAUGAUUGGUCCAUUGGUGUCAGUAAAGAACUCUGAUGCAGGCAUUGAUUGGAUGAGAGGAGAUGCCUAAGGAUGAUGACUUCACAAAGUUAGGGAUGUAAGUCGGUUGACUGGUUGGCUGUGCAUUGAUGGUUAGACUUACAGAUGAAGACAGAUUUGUGAAAUCUGGGCAAGAAAUCAGGUCUAAAGCUAUACAUAUGUUGGGAAAUCUUUUGCACAGAGAUGGAAAUUGAGCCCUUGGUGUGGAUGAUGUUGUCUAGUGAGAAAUUUAGGACAAUUGCCUAUAAAAUAGUUGGCUAUAUUUUCCUGUUAUUGAUCACAGCUGUGGUAAAAAUGAAAGUAUAGUACACUUGGGAUCUAGAGUAAGUUUUCCAAAGGAUACAAAAUGCUGAUUUGAUGAACACAUGCAUCCCAAUGUUUUUACCAACACUAUCAACAAUAGCCAAAUUAUGGAUAAUCCCAAAUGUCCACUGACUGAUGAAUGGAUAAAGAAGAGAAUGGUGUACACACACACACACACACACACACACACACACACACACACACAAUGGAAUACUACUCGGUGAUCAGAAAGUCUGAAAUCUUGCCUUUUGCAACAAUGUGUUUGGAACUAAAGUAUGUUAUGCUAAGCGAAAUAAGUCAGACUGAGAAACACAAAUAUCAUAUGAUUUCACCUAUAUGUGGAAUUUAAGAAACAAAACAGAUGAACAUAGGGGAAGAGAAGAAAAAAAAAUGAGAUAAAACAGAGAGAGAGAGAAACCAUAAGAGACUCUGAAAUACAUAGAAGAAACUGAGGGUUGCUGGAAGGGAGGUGGAUGGGGGAUGGACUCAAUGGGUGAUGGGUAUUAAGGAGGGCUCUUGUUGGAAUGAGCACUAGGUGUUAUAUAUAAUUAGUAGAAUCACUAAAUUCUACUCCUGAAACCAAUACUAUAGUAUAUGUUAGUUAACUAGAAUUUAAAUUUUAAAAAUUUACAUUUUUUUGUUUCUGUAUAAUCUUAGUGAUUUUAGGAGAUUUCUUUUUUUUUUAAUGUUUAUUCAUUUAUUUUGAGAGAGGGAGAAUGUGUGCACAUGCCCUCAAGCAGGGGAGGGCAGAGAGACAGGGAAAGAGAGAAUCCCAAACAGGCUUUUCCCUGAUCACCUCCCCCUCCCCCAGUACACACACACACACACACACACACACACACACAAUGUGGGACUUGAUCCCAUAAACCGUGAGAUCAUGUCCUGAGCCAAAAUUAAGAGCUGGACCUUUAAAUCAAUGAAUUACCCAGGCUCCCUGAUCUUAGGCAAUUUCUUGAAUAUCCGAAUCAAAUUUCCUUGUUUAUGAAAUGGGAAUAAUUAUUUAAAAAAUUUUAAUAUUUAUUUUUGAGAGAAAGAGAGAAACAGUGUGAGUGGGAGAAGGGCAGAUAGAGAGGGAGACACGGAAUCUGAAGCAGGCUCCAGACUCUGAGCUGUCAGCACAGAGCCUGACAGGGGACUGGUAUCCAUGAACCGUGAGAUCAUGACCUGAACUGAAGCCGGGUGCUCAAGCCACCCAGGUGCUCUGGGAAUAAUUUAAUAUAUUUAUAAUAAUUAUUUAAAAAUUCGUAUUUGCUAAUUCCCAAAGACCACCUGACAAUUAGCUAUGAUGAUAGCCUUAUCACU
This is a messenger RNA of Acinonyx jubatus (cheetah), 4701 nucleotides long. RefSeq names its product olfactory receptor 13F1-like. The transcript has a single exon. Gene Ontology annotation, molecular function: G protein-coupled receptor activity; olfactory receptor activity. Gene Ontology annotation, cellular component: membrane. NCBI's taxonomy places the organism in Eukaryota, Metazoa, Chordata, Mammalia, Carnivora, Felidae. Bases 621 to 1583 code for a protein of 320 amino acids. The record is from RefSeq and is a predicted model, not a curated record. Gene Ontology annotation, biological process: G protein-coupled receptor signaling pathway.